AUGGGUUGUGUAGUUUCUAAAAAGAAAGGUUUAAUUGAUGACACUUUAGAAAUAUCUAGAAAUAAUGAAAAAUAUCCUCUCCCUCAAAAAAAUAAUACAUGGGAUAGAUUAACUUUACAGCAUUAUUUGUUUCGUUAUAUUUGGCAAUCUAAUUUUUCUUCACCUAUCAAAGAAAGUAUCAGAAAUGACAGCAUAAAAGUUUUAGAUGUUGGAAGUGGAAGUGGUCCAUGGGUCUAUGAGAUGGCCGGUGAAUUUCCAAAUGCUUUAUUCACGAAAAUAGAUUCGAAAACCUCACACCAAAAUAGCACACUUCCAAAUCUUAUUCUAAAAGAUUAUGAUUUUGCAAAAUUGGAACCGCUUCCAUUUCCUGAUUCAACAUUUGAUUUUAUACAUGUGGGAUUCCUAUCUAGUGAAUUAUCUGAAAAGCAAUUUCAAACACUUGUAAAUGAACUUGCGAGAACUUUAAAACCUGGUGGAUAUUUAGAGAUUAUGGAUGUUGAUUUUCAAGGUGGAAAUGAAGGGCCUUCGGCUCAACGUUUGAUGUCUUCUCUACGAUCGUAUUACAAAUCUAAAGAUAUCAAUCCACUAAUAACCCAAAAACUAGAGUCGAUAAUGAAGGCUACAAAAUGUUUAGCCGAUGUUACCGUUCAAAGAACACUUCAUCCCUUAGGAAAUUGGGAAGAUAAAAUUGGAGAACUUGCAUUAUAUAAUUGGCUUCAGAUUUUAAACGAUCAUAAAUCUGAUGUCGCACCAUUUAUAGGUAUUUCUGAAUCUGAGUAUAGAAAUUUACUUCAGGAGUUUAAGAGUGAGGUUGAUCUGUUCCAAACUUAUUGGAUUAGUACUAGAGUUUAUGGACGGAAAACUCAGUAA
Molecule: messenger RNA, 870 nt
Organism: Dentiscutata heterogama
Lineage: Eukaryota; Fungi; Glomeromycota; Glomeromycetes; Diversisporales; Gigasporaceae
Source: the annotation of a GenBank genome assembly